This is a messenger RNA of Eutrema salsugineum, 1193 nucleotides long. RefSeq names its product secretory carrier-associated membrane protein 5. The record is from RefSeq and is a predicted model, not a curated record. Bases 146 to 1021 code for a protein of 291 amino acids. Gene Ontology annotation, cellular component: trans-Golgi network membrane; recycling endosome membrane. The transcript has 12 exons. Gene Ontology annotation, biological process: protein transport. NCBI's taxonomy places the organism in Eukaryota, Viridiplantae, Streptophyta, Magnoliopsida, Brassicales, Brassicaceae.
UAUGUAUAUGGAUAGUAUAUAAAAAUUGUUGUCUUUUUGUUUUCUCCCUUUCAAAGUUCCAAUCCUCGGGCCAUUGUGAAGAUCUCAGAUCGAUUUCAAAGUCUUGAUCUUGAUUUUGUGAUUCGAGAUAAGCUUUGUGCUAAUCAUGGCUGGUCGCUACGAUCGGAACCCCUUCGACCAAGAAGAAGAAGUCAAUCCUUUCGCUAAUCCCGGAAGUGUACCCGCUGCUUCGAAUUCCAGACUAUCGCCUUUGCCUCCAGAACCUGCUGGUUUUGGCUAUGGUCGCACCGUUGAUAUUCCUCUUGACAGACCGGGGUCUGGUACACAGGAUUUAAAAAAGAAAGAGAAGGAGCUCCAAGCCAAAGAAGCUGAACUAAGACGGCGGGAGCAGGAUCUAAAACGGAAAGAGGAUGCUGCUGCACGAGCCGGAAUUGUUAUCGAGGUGAAAAACUGGCCGCCCUUCUUCCCACUUAUCCACCAUGACAUUGCAAAUGAAAUUCCUAUUCGGCUCCAAAGGCUACAGUAUAUUGCAUUUGCAACAUAUUUGGGGUUGGUUCUUGCACUUUUCUGGAAUAUCAUCGCCGUUACUACAGCGUGGAUCAAAGGAGAAGGAGUAACGAUUUGGCUUCUCGCCCUUAUUUACUUCAUAUCGGGUGUCCCAGGAGGCUAUGUGUUAUGGUAUCGGCCUCUCUACCGUGCCUUCAGAAGUGAUAGCGCGUUGAGCUUUGGAUGGUUUUUCUUGUUCUACAUGCUCCACAUACUUUUCUGCGUCUUUGCUGCAGUUGCGCCUCCUAUUGUCUUCAAAGGAAAAUCACUUGCGGGUAUAUUACCUGCAAUAGAUGUGUUGAGCGGUCAGGCAUUGGUCGGAAUCUUCUACUUCAUCGGGUUUGCGUUUUUCUGCCUUGAAUCAGUGGUCAGCAUAUGGGUUAUUCAGCAAGUAUACAUGUACUUCCGAGGAAGCGGGAAAGCGAAUGAGAUGAGGCAGGAAGCUGCAAGAGGAGCCAUGAGAGCUGCCAUAUGAUCCUUUUCUGUGUAGAAGCCCAUCAAGCCUUAGAAUUUCGGAGCCAUUUUGUAUAUGUUUUCAACAUCCUCUUACUCUAUGUUUCCUUAUGUAGGAGCCAUUUUGUUUCGUUGUGAUUGUGUAGUGGUUACACACUUCUUCAGUUAUUUAGCUUCGCUGAUCGAUUUUUCCC